UGUUUUCAUAGCAGCAGGCUACACUUCGCCUCCAUGUAGGCUACGUUAACGGCGUGUAGCCCGGAUGUGGAUGCGAGCAGGUCUCGCCUCCCUCGGUACACACACUCACGCAUACGCAUGCACACUCACACACACUCACACACAGACAACGUGCACACCUGGACGCGUCAUGUGACCCGCUACCUGGGCGUGGAGAAAGACUGACAGUUAUUUUACCUCGAUGCAUUUUUUGUUGAAUGGGAGGUUCAGCUCUGAACGCGGUGUGUGCCAAAUGCUGCCAUUCUCUCUGCAAAAGUAAGAUGUAAACUUUUUUGCGUUGGCGUCACUUUGGGGGAAUUUAUUUCUCGUUUUAUUUGUUUGUUUGCAUUUUUUUAAAACCAAAGCCGCUGUCUGGACCUGUUUGUUCCGCUCCUACCGAUUCUUCCAAGCUCUCUGUCCAGACGCUCACUCUGGCUUUAGUGCAGGGAGGAAAAACAAAGAGAUGGGAGAUUGGGUGCAGACGGUCCUGCUCUUGGUGUGUGUCUCCUCCUUUUCCAGUGAGGGGACAGUUUUGGAGUUUCCCACACUCACACGCAUCAACAAUGUAGUGCAGGACCCCGCCACGGGCCGAGUUUACCUGGGUGCCGUCAACGCUAUUUACCAGCUGGACGCUUCACUCAGGCUGGAAGCUAAAGCCGAGACAGGGCCUAAGAAAGACGCUCGAAGCUGCACACCUCCCGUGUCCACGUCCACGUGCACGUCUGCGGAUCUUAAAGACACGAACAAUGUCAACAAGCUCCUUCUGGUUCACUCUGCAAACGGAUCACUGAUAGCCUGCGGGAGUGUAUAUAGAGGGAUCUGCUCCCUGCUGAACCUCAGCAACGUGAAUCAGCAGAUCUACUACAGCGACAGUAAAGGAGAGAGGACGUAUGCUGCCAGCAUUGAGGACAGCGUUUCGGUCGUCGGAAUCAUGGCGACGUUUCAGUUCAAGGACGACCCCGAAAAAAAGCCAUUCAACGUCUUUCUGGUCGGGAAGGGCUACGGCAGCCAGGAGGACAACCCGAAGCUCAUCACCACACGCAUCUUGGAGAACUACAAGGAGUGGGUUGUGUUCGAGAGCAUCGUGGAGGCCUCGGCCGUCCAGGCCAUACCCUUCGCCCCUAAGUAUCAACACCAAUUCCGCUUUGUCUUUAAAGACUCCGGCUUUGUCUAUUUUCUCUUCUCGCGCACUCAGGGCGGCACUGACAACAAGAACUUCACAUUCGUGUCCCGGCUGUGUGAGAAAGACGAAGGUUAUUACUCCUAUACCGAGCUGCAGCUAAACUGCAGUGCAAAUGGCAUCUACUAUAAUAAAGUCCAGGCUGCGUAUGUGACCGAGCCAGGAAAGGAGCUUGCUCGGGCCAUGCUGAAUUCUGGCUCAUACGGAACCAUUACGGUGUGGGAUAAAGUGCUGUUUAUAGUGGCCACUCCAGAUGGCGAGAACGCAACCGACUCAGCUCUUUGCAUGUAUCCGUUAAAGCGCAUCAACGAGAGGGUAGAGGACAUCCUCAGUGCUUGCUACACUGAAUACGGAAAGAUCGGAGGAAGACCAGCUGUGUACAGCCCUUACAUAUCCAGUACAGGAAAUCCCUGUGCACACCGACACAGCAAGGAAAUCGUGGACCAAAACAGGUGUGGAGCAGAGUUCCUGCGCUCCCCGCUGGCCAGCAGGCCCGAGUUCGCCCUGCAGGCAGAGCCGUUCUUCACCAAGCAGGCUCGAGGUCAUCUAACUGCCGUGACUAUCGCUGUGGAAAACGACCACACUAUCGCCUUUGUAGGGAACACCAUGGGAGAGGUAUUGAAGGUUCAUUUGUCAAGCAAACCAGAGGUGUACAACAGGGUUCCUGGAGACACCAUGGGCGAGCACGUGAAUAAGAAUCUUUUCUUCGACAAGACCCAGAGUCACAUAUACAUCACCACGGAGAAAAAGGUCACUAAGGUACCGGUGCAGACAUGCCACCAGAAGACUGACUGCAAGUCCUGCGUGGCCCAGAAAGACCCAUACUGCGGCUGGUGUGUCCUGGAGGGCAGGUGUACCAGGAGAUCAGAGUGCAGUCGAGCUGAAGAGAAGAACGGGUGGCUGUGGAGCCCCAGACAGCAGUGCGUUAAAAUAGUUUCCUUCCAUCCUCCAAACCUCAGCUGCAAGAGAUCUCAGCAGGUGGAGAUCAACGUUCCUUCGCUGCCCAGCAUCAGAGACUUUGACAGGAUCCACUGCACAAUCGGUUGGUCCACUAGUAAAGCCACCAUGGUGGACUCGAUGGUCAGAUGCAGCCUGCCUCCCCCUAACCGGCUUCCUCCUACACCUCCACACCAAGAUUCGGUGGCAGUGCCGGUGAGGAUCUUCGUGAACGACAGCGUAGAGGUGGCCUCCCGUGACUACGAGUUCUACGACUGCGCAGCAGCAGUGCGCAAAGCAGAAAAUACUCCGUGUAUCGCGUGUGUGAGCAGACCGUGGGCGUGUCAGUGGAAUACCGCCGAUCACACGUGCUCCGAUGUGAACGACGCCGAAACCGGGCCCAAUAUUAUCAAACACAGACAGACCAAGAAAUGUCCACGGUUUGAAAACCCGGAUCCCAUCCUCAUACCAGUGGGAUAUAAAACUCGUAUCAGUUUUGAGGGAGUGAAUCUGGAGCCCUAUAAGGGCAGAGAGUUCACCAUUGGGACAGACCUGAUGAAGCAGUUUGAAGAUGAUGUGAAAACCGAAGAGGGGCCAUUUUUCUCUUUCAGUGGAUAUGUGUUCUCGUAUGAUAAGGCUCAGGAGACCAGCAUCCUGUUCCAUAUUAAAGACAAGGACACAGAGAAGAAGAUCGACAGCACACUGAAUGUUACGCUGUAUAAUUGCUCCCUGGACCGUGAGGACUGUAGUCUGUGUAAGAACACGGACUUUAAGUACAAUUGUGUGUGGUGUGCUCGCUCACGUUCCUGUGUGUUUCAUAAACUGUGUCCCAGCGAUGAGGAGCAGGAAUGCCCGGACCCUGUGAUCUCAGAAAUUAUUCCACGCUAUGGUCCACUGAAAGGAGGCAUCACAGUCACCAUAAAGGGUUCAAACUUGGGCAUCCACAAAGAUGAUAUCAAGAGCAUCUCUGUAGCAGGAGUUCCCUGCAUCCACCAGGAGGAGAAGUACUCAGUUUCCACCAGCGUUGUGUGUGAAAUCGGUCAAGUGAUCCACCGAGGCCCACAUGAAGGACUCGUGAAGGUGGAAGUCAAGGGGGAGAGAAGAAGCAAAUCCUCAGUCUUCUUUACUUACCGGGACCCAAAGCCUGAGGUGGUACAGCCCCGCCGUGGUCCCAGAGCGGGAGGAACAAUCAUCACCAUCACCGGCACUGACCUCGAUACGGCUUCUAAAGAAGACAUUGACAUCUCUGUGGGUGGAGUGCCAUGCCCAGUUGAGGAGUUUGGGAAGCGGAUUACUUGUAAGGUGGGACAGUACAAGAAUGAGAAAGUCCCCUCUGAUGCCCUGCCCGUCACUGUGCGCUAUGGGAAACACACCAGUAUUCGGGUGCCUGCCUUCUUCCAGUUCUCCAGCAACCCGGACAUUUCUGACCAUCAGCCCAGAAGCAGCUUUGACUGCGGUGGGAGAAAGAUCAGAGUGAUGGGCUCUGGAUUCGAUCUCAUCCAAAAAGCCACAAUCAUAGUGCAAGCUUCAGCUGACGAAUGGUCUGGACUUCACACUCCUAUGGAGUAUAGUCAGGAGGCUCACAGCAAGAACGACACCAUGCUGCACUUCCUCUCUCCUGCCGUGAACAGAACGUACGAGAGCCAGUCCUUCAGAACUUUCAUCCAGUUGGACAACCUGAUAGAGGAGCUCAAACCGUUUGAUUACCACCCAAACCCCACAUUCAACGAACUCCCCAACAAAGUCAUCCCGGAGAACAGCAUGAUCAUUGUCACGGGUCGUGGGUUUUCUAAAGCCAUGACAGCGAAAGAAGCGGAGGCAUUUGUGGGUGACGUGUCCUGCAAUGUGAACACUCUCCAGGACGAUAAGCUGUUCUUGGAUCCGCCCACCACCGCCCCGAGAUCUCGUUCUAAGAGACAGCGGAGAGACACGACAUCUGAACCUCUAGACCUUCUGAUUAAGUUUGGUAACGGCAAGUGGUUGGUCGGCUCUGUGCAUUAUGAGAGGAAGUACGAGGUGAAACUGGAUACCAUCAUCAUCCCUGCAGUUAUUGUCCCAAUGCUACUGAUCAUAGCGAUCUCAAUUGUGUGCUACAGGAGGAAGAGCCAGCAGGCAGAGCGGGAGUAUGAGAAGGUGAAACACCAGUUAGAGAAUCUAGAGGAGAGUGUUCGUGACCGCUGCAAGAAAGAAUUCACAGAUCUGAUGAUCGAGAUGGAGGACCACACAAAUGAUCUGAGUGAGGGUCGCAUCCCAUUUCUGGACUAUAAGACUUACACCGACCGCGUCUUCUUCCUGCCCUCAAAAGACGGAGCCAACGACGUCAUGAUCACCGGCAAGCUAAAUAUUCCCAAGUCCCGCAAAGCCACAGUGGCGCAGGCUCUUAAUCAAUUCUCCAACCUGCUGAACAGCAAGACCUUCCUCAUCACUUUUAUCCGGACCCUGGAGGCUCGUCAAGACUUCAAUGCGAGAGCUAAGGUGUACUUUGCUUCUCUGCUGACUGUGGCCUUGCAUGGGAAGCUGGAAUACUACACAGAUAUCAUGAGGACACUUCUAUUAGGGCUUAUGGACGAGUAUGUGCAGAGUAAAAACCCCAAACUCAUGCUGCGCAGGUCAGAGACGGUGGUUGAGAGGAUGCUGUGCAAUUGGAUGUCUAUCUGCCUCUAUCAGUUCCUAAAGGACGCUGCAGGAGAACCUUUGUAUAAACUCUUCCGUGCUAUAAAACAUCAAAUAGAGAAGGGACCAGUGGAUGCACAGGUGAAGAAGGCUAAAUACACACUUAACGACACAGGCCUGCUGGGUGAUGAUGUGGAGUACUCCAUGCUGACCCUACAGGUGUUGGUUCAGGGGGAAGGUCCUGACAUCACUCCAGUAAAAGUGCUAGACUGUGACACUAUUUCUCAGGUGAAAGAGAAGAUCAUUGAGCAGGUGUACAAAAACCUACCCUACUCACAGAGGCCAAAAGUGGAUAUUGUCACACUUGAGUGGCGCCCCGGCUCCACGGGGCAGAUCCUGUCAGACCUUGACGUGACCUCGCAGAAAGAGGGCAGGUGGAGACGCCUUAACACACUAGCGCACUACAACGUUAGAGAUGGUGCCAUGCUAAUCCUUUCCAGGGUUUUACACACACAGCAGUCAUAUGACCAAAACCACGACAACCACGAGGAGAGAAACGCCCUCCUGGAGGACGAUAAAGUGUUCCAUCUUGUCAGACCGGCUGAUGAGCUGGAUGACGUGAAGUCAAAACGAGGUAGCAUUAAGGAUAAGUCCAUGACCAAAGCCAUCACAGAGAUCUAUCUCACUCGUCUGCUCUCGGUCAAGGGCACGCUGCAGCAGUUUGUAGACGACUUCUUUCGCAGUGUUCUAUGUUCAGGAACCGUUGUGCCACCUGCCAUAAAGUACUUUUUCGACUUCCUAGACGAGCAGGCCUUAAAGCACGAAAAUGUGGACGAGGAAACCAUCCACAUCUGGAAGACCAACAGUCUCCCGCUUAGGUUCUGGGUGAACAUUCUGAAGAACCCUCAUUUCAUCUUCGACGUCCACGUGACAGAAGUAGUGGAUGCGUCGUUAUCGGUCAUCGCUCAGACCUUCAUGGAUGCCUGCACUAAAUCGGAGCACAAACUCAGCAGGGACUCCCCAAGCAACAAACUUCUCUAUGCAAAGGAGAUCUCCACAUACAAAAAGAUGGUGGAUGAUUACUACAAAGGAAUCCGAGUCAUGGUGCCAGUCAGUGACCAGGACAUGAACACACACUUAGCUGAAGUGUCACGGGCUCAUACCGACAAACUGAAUACACAAGUUGCCCUCCAUCAGCUGUACCAGUACGCCAGCAAAUACUAUAAGGAGAUCAUCAUGGCUCUGGAUGAAGACCCUGCGGCUCAGUGUAAGCAGCUCGCCAUGCGACUCCAGCAGAUAGCCGCCGCUCUCGAGAACAAAGUGACAGAUCUGUAACCCACUCACAGUGAGACAGACGGAGAGAAAGAAACCGAGGUGGUAUUGAAACCGCCACCGGUCACGUCACACUCAAGUCCAUGGGGCAGAAGAAGGAACGCUUAAAGAAUAAAAGUCCCUUGUGUGUAAUUAGCAUAUAAAUAUAAUCAGAUGUUGAAUUUCUUCCUGUGUAGAGAAAGAAAAGGUUUUAAAAAUUGUAUUAUCUAUUUUUUUUAACGUGCAGUCUUUAUGCGGAAAGCUUUAUAAGGAAGAAAUAACUUUUUAAAUUGACAGCCUUGUGUUGAUUUUGUUUGGUGUGUGUGUGUGUGUGUGUGUGUGUGUGUGUGUGUGUGUGUGUGUGUGUGUGUGUGUGUGUGUGUGUGUGUGUGUGUGUUAGUAAGUUGAAUGCUAAUUGUUCACACACAGGAUGCCUAAAAUCUGACCAAAUGGGAGUUGCUUGGUCAUUGAUACUGAGCAUUGUUUUGUGUGUGUGUGUGUGUGUGUGUGUGUGUGUGUGUGUGUGUGUGUGUGUGUGUGUGUGCGCGCUUGUGUGUGCUCACUUGUGUGUGUUCAUCUUGGAGUCAUGACUUGUGUGCAUUCUUCAUCAAACACAGAACACGCUCGUUGUCUGUAAGCACAUAGACGCGUGUCACAGCAGGGCUUGUGGUGUUUACUACUGUUCCAGACCUGCUGAGCUUUUGGCGUCGCCUUAGCAACCUAAAAAGAAGCCAGCGUUAUGAUCCAUCGCAGCACACUUCCUGUCCGUACCAUUAACUCACAAUAGCGCACAGACGAGAUUCGGUUUAGACAAUAAUAUUCAAAGUGGAAAGUCUCUCAACACAAGGUGUGUCAUUUUUCUAUGAAGAGAAGAAAAAAAGUUCCUUAUUUGUGUUCAGCCUUUUGUUCAGAUCAUUAAUUGUUAUAGUAACAUGUUGCAGUGGUGUUUUUCACUGUUUAGGGUGCAACGUACUAAAAGUUGAUGGCAGUUCAUUUCCCUGAGAUGAUUAUUAUUAUAGCAUGCCUAUAUUUCCCUGACGUAAAUGAAUCAAACGCUCCGUAGACUUUUUUUUUUUUAAUAGCAGCUCUGUACUAAUAUCAACAAAGAGCUCUCUCUCUCUCUGAGCUCUCUGUUUUGUCCAGGUUAUGAGUUGGAGUUUCACUUUUUUGUCCUCUUUUGAUGCUCUGUUGUAGCCUCGAAACAUUUCACACUAUGUACAUUUUUAUUCCUCGCCAGGAGAUCAUCGUAUAUUUAUAAUCACACCCUCCGGUGUCACCCAUAUGAGGAUGAGGUUCCCCUUUGAGUCUGGUUCCUCUCAAGGUUUCUACCUUUACCAUCUAAGGGAGGUUUUUCCUCCCCAAAGUCACCUGAGUCACCUCAGACUUGCUCAUUGGGGAUAAAUACAAACACAAUUAAAUAUGUCUAAUAUUAAUCUUUAAUUUUGUAUUCUAUUAAUCUUUAUAUUAUUCUUUAAAAUAACCUUUUGUUCUAUGUUUAUGUUCUACGAAGCCGCUUUGAGACGAUGUCCGUUGUAAAAAGCGCUAUACAAAUAAACUUGAAUUGAAUUGAACAGUAGACACACAAAACAUGUUGCUUUUGAAUUCGAGAAUCUCUGAAUCCAAUCGAUUCGGUCGUCUGUUUCAGUGAAGAGCGAAAACGAACGACAGAGCACAUAAGAGAACAAGUGGCUACUUACGCCCUGGUUCUAAACUAAACAGAUGUGUUUUUGCUUAAUCUGAUCUGGAUUGCAUCGUAAACAGCCUUUAUUCGUAAACAAACAUUUGAAUUCUCCUGCUGUUCUUUUUAUUUGUACAUUUGUACUCCUCAUACCUCUAGAUGUCAGAAAUGUAAGCACCGAAUACUGCAAUACACAUGAUUACUUCUCUCCGUUGUUGAGUAUUAUAUUUAUGUUUUUAUGUUAGUCUUUUAUUUUUUUAUUAUUAUUAUUAUUAUUACAGUAUGAAGCUGUUGCUUUCCAUAUUGAUCUAGGAUCAGAUUUGGGAUCACACAAAACUCAAGGGUGACUGAGAUCAGGUUCUUUUGUUCAGUCAGAACUGCAUCUUCAUCACCACAAAUCCCUUUGUGUUGUUGUUGUUGUUGUCGUUGUUUUAAGCUGUACCUCUCAGGGCUUGUCUUGCCCCUGAUUUAACUGCCAGUCUGAUACGUUUCCGUCUGUGAAUAGUGGGAGUUCCUCUUUGAAGUAACACUGGUCUGUUUUGUCGCGUAACAGUGUGGGGCGUUGUGAAGAAGCCUUGUGGCGCUUGGCACUGCCCACUCAAUUCCCCUCGUGCUGCAAUGAAAGCAGCGGGAGCCGUGUUUGAUCUUAAUUGCAUGUGGGCUGCUGACACUGUGCUUUUUUAAAACGCCGCGCUGAUACAUUCCUCGUUUUUCAUUUCCGUUCACGACCGGAGACCAAACCCUUCUCCCCAUUCCUCGAGCUCAAUGUAAAGCUUCUUUCAGCCUUUCUUUCACCAAAAUGUGCCUUAAAAUGAUAAGUGUUACACCUUUUUUUGUUGAUUAUCGAUGAUAUUUGGUGAUAAUGGCAAGUUUUAGUCCUAGGGUGCUUGCAGUGUAUUUGCAGCCGUGAUGUCGAGUGUAAGUAGGAUCGAUUUUUUUGUGCCGUAGUCACAAUGUGCCAAUAGGCUAAUCAAAUAAGAGAGAAAAAGGCAGUUUUUAUAUUAGUGUGCAUCUUUGGGACGUCUUUGGCUUGUGUUUGUGUGUGUAUGAGUGUGAGUGUGUGUGGGUUGUGUGUGCUUUUGUAGUUGUAUUGGGAACAAGCUUAGAUUAGUCUGAACUAAACUGAGCUGUGGUGAAUGUAAAAUAAUUCCCCCCAAAGCGUCUGCGACUUUGCUUUUUAUUUCUCAUCCAAACGGAGAAUCUUCAAUAGAAGUGUUGAGUAGCACAGGGUGUUUCACUGGCGUGUUAUCCCUUAGAGCUAUAAUUUGUUUUUAUGCUAUUCCAUAGUGUGUAUGAAAAAAAAAUCUAUACUCGAUGACCUUCUUACUGCUGUGCAGUUAUUUUUAUUCUUUCAUGUCUUAUGAUAUUAUUAUAUUGCCUUUGUAUCAACAGAAAAAGCAAAAUCUGUCAGCAAUGUAUUCUUGUGUAAUAUCCUAUGCAUUUGAAGUCCUGGAAAAUGGCGAUUAUGUCGUGCUGUUAUCGAAAUGUUUCUUUCUUCCCCCCUUCCUUGUGGUUGUAUAGUGAACCAAGAUUCCUGGGACUGUACGGUACAGUAAGGCAGAAGAAUAAAGAUUAGCCGUGGCUCUUUCAGGCCCGGCACCUCAGAAGAGUUCUUACAUGCCUAAUCUGUUUGUACUGAAGUGCUCGCCGCUCAGCAAGGGUCAAGGCCUGACAAAACACCUUGUGCCCUUACAUCAAUAAAGAGACACUUCCAUUUCA
Molecule: messenger RNA, 9455 nt
Organism: Tachysurus fulvidraco (yellow catfish)
Lineage: Eukaryota; Metazoa; Chordata; Actinopteri; Siluriformes; Bagridae
Gene: plxnb2b
Product: plexin b2b
Exons: 38
Coding region: 482-6082 (1866 amino acids)
Biological process (GO): positive regulation of axonogenesis; regulation of cell migration; regulation of cell shape
Cellular component (GO): semaphorin receptor complex
Molecular function (GO): semaphorin receptor activity; protein binding
Source: RefSeq, a predicted model, not a curated record